Messenger RNA from Salvelinus namaycush (lake trout), 4663 nucleotides. Its product is annotated as mitogen-activated protein kinase kinase kinase 14-like. The transcript is spliced from 16 exons. Gene Ontology annotation, molecular function: protein kinase activity; ATP binding. Bases 141 to 2762 code for a protein of 873 amino acids. The record is from RefSeq and is a predicted model, not a curated record. Gene Ontology annotation, biological process: positive regulation of canonical NF-kappaB signal transduction; protein phosphorylation. Lineage: Eukaryota; Metazoa; Chordata; Actinopteri; Salmoniformes; Salmonidae.
CGAUUUUCAGAUCUACACCCCUCCGAUGACGCAUUCCUAAUUUUCAACGUUGAACAUUUUUAGCGAACUGUGUAGAUGCUGAAAACAGCCGACGCAUUUUAUCAUUGUAAAAACAACAGACCUGAACUAAGCAGGUGAGAAUGGCGGUGAAUCAAAGGAUCUUUAACUCGACCAGACCAUUCUCAGGGUCACCCCAAAUAGAGCUGAAGGGGUCUUACCCAAGCCGCCCCAGCCCAGAAGACAGGACGAGUGACGAGGAGGGGAAGGAGAGCGAAGGGGACUUCAUGGCUUGUUUAAAACCCAGACUAAUUCAAGUCCUAACACAGGGCACAGCAGAACAAGUGGGUGAAGCAGGUCCACUGAACUAUCAAAAGAACUCGUUCAUAGCCCAGGCUGAAUGUGAAACCCAAGACUCCCAGCAGUUCAGCCCUUCCUGCUCCGAACGCUCCUAUGUCGGGUCCCCCAACUGCUUAAUCAACCGGGACUCAUCAGAGCACAACAAUGUGGCGUGUUCCACCGCAGCCUCCAACCAGGACGAACCAGGCUCCCCGGCCCACUGCUCACCCAGGAAGAAGCCAAGGAAGAAACAGAAGAGGAAGGAGAAGAAAGAGGAGCAGAGGGAGACAGGGAAGCAGAGACAGAGACGUAGAGUACCUUCUGGUGUCCCUGAGCAGGAGACCCAGACUGGCAGUUCUCCUCAACUGAUCCAGACCCAGGAGGACGCUUCAGAGCCCCUAAGUAACAUCAGCACUUCCUACAGUAGCAGUAUCCCGAGUUUAGAGGCUCAUGACACAAGACGCCCCCCUUACCCCCUCCAGGGCUGCAACAGGGGCCCCAGCCAUUCCCACCCCUGCUGGGGCCCCCAGGUGUUUAGCCCCUCCUGCAACCUCUCCACCUAUGGGCAGGAGAGUGACUCGGACUCUCCUCUCAGCAGUGUGGGAGACUGUUCGUUGGCCCUAGCAGGGCUCAGGGGCAGUGUCAGUCUGGAGGACCGAUGCUACGCAGGUCCCUUCUGCAAAGACGUGGAAAGGGAUGUCAGGGAGAAGGAGGGAGACGUCUCAGAGACUGACACCAACGAGGGCCUGAUCUUCAAUGAGAAUAUUCAGCCUGUGAAUUAUGAGUACAGGGAGGGGAAGGACUACAGCCUCUGCAAGUCUAUCAACACAGGGUCAUACGGGGAAGUGCACAGUGUGCAAGACAACAGAACACACUUCAGAUUUGGCGCCAAAAAGAUUCUCCUGAAGAGUUUUAGUAGUGAGGAAGUGGGUACGUGGAGUGCCCUGAAGUCUCCUCGCGUGGUGGAACUCUUCGGAGUGAUCAGAGAGGGGCCCUACGUUGUCCUCUUCAUGGACCUCAAAGCUGGCUCUGUGGGUCAGCUUAUUAAAGAGAGGGGUCGGCUACCUGAGGACCUGGCCCUACACUACCACUGUCAGGUUCUGGGGGCGCUGGAACACCUGCUGAAGAGACGAGUGCUGCAUCUGGACAUAAAGGCGGACAAUGUGUUGCUGUCAGAGGAUGGGAGGGACACUUUUCUGUGUGACUUUGGACACUCGGAGAGAAUGGACAUUGGUGGACAGAGCCUAAGUGCAUCCCAAGGAGAUCUGAAGGGGACAGAGACACACAUGGCCCCGGAGAUUGUGAAAGGGGAAAUCCGCGGAGCCAAAGCAGACGUGUGGAGCAGCUGCUGCAUGUUACUGCACAUGCUCAAUGGCUGCCAGCCCUGGACACGAUACUACUCCCGCCCACUGUACUUCAAGAUAGCCAAUGAACCACCGCCUCUGAGGGAGAUCCCGCCCGAUUGCAGUCCCUUCACUGCUGAUGUCAUAAAGGUGGGACUACAGAAGGAGCCAACCAAGAGGGCCUCCGCCUCGGAGCUCAAGGGAAGAGCAGCCAGAGCUCUGAGAGAAGUGGGAGGACUCAGCAGCCCCAUCAGAGGGUCCUAUAAGGAGCACCUACAGAUAGAUGACAGCCCCGGCCAGUCUAGCCAGCCCUGGCCUCCCUUCAGCAGAGACACCUGCUCUGAGGAGAACCAUAAGCUAUUGCUGGAAUCCAUGAACCCAGGGAGCAGGGAGCUGAACAAUGAUGAGGAGGAGGAAGGCAGUGAGGCAGACACAGAGGAGACAACCUCACCUCCAGACUCACCUCGCUCUCUACUGUCACAACUCCAUGAAUGGCAAAAUCCCAAGAUGGCCGACGUCACCUCCAACGUGUCUGAGCUUGAACUGCGCAAACUGGAGAGAGAGUUCUACCUGACCAGUCUGUCUCAGCUGCACUCAGCAGAAACCCAGGAGCAGCUACUGUCCUGCCUGAGCAGCAGUGAAUGUUACUCCAACAGGGACUUAUGGGACAGAAAGGACUCUGGCCGUUGGUCCAUCAGCCCAGGUGAUGACCUCAGCUCUGGCGUGUUCUCCUACAACAGCCAACCUGACGGACAGAUUCUCAGUAUGGACUGGCUGGUUCACCAAAGCCACCUGUCUCCACCCCGAUGCUUUGAGGGAGUGGACGUCUGCAUCACGGACGUAAAUGGGCAAAGCAUCCGGAUCCGAGAGAAACGCAGGGUGAAGGUGGGCCACAUUGCCACGGGGAUCAGCAACCAGAUCUCUGAGAAGGUGUUCACCAUGGAGACUCAGGAGCGGGAGCCAGUGGCCCAUGAUGAGGAGGUGCAGGACUCUGGCCUCCUGCUCCACUGUGUCCCUGCUCCUGACUACAGCCAGGCCUGGAGAUGGAGGGUCAAGGAGGGGGUGCUGGAGACUCGUGGCUGAGCCAUCAACUCCCCCCAUUCAUCAGUAGCAGUCUCAUCAAGCAUCAGGACUGUAGACUCACUCCUGUAUGCCUGUCUCAGUCUAUCCUGCUUUUUAUCAAACUGUGUGUUAUGCAUAAUCCUCUUUAGGAUCGUACCCUUUUUUUCAAUUUUUGCCUAAAAUGACAACCCAAAUCUAACUGCCUGUUGCUCAGGACCUGAAGCAAAAAUAUGCAUAUUCUUGACACCAUUUGAAAGGAAACACUUUGAAGUUUGUGGAAAUGUCAAAUUAAUGUAGGAGAAUAUUAACGGCAGGGAUUCAACCUUUAGAACCCAAUUCCUACAUUUGAAUAUAAAAAUAGAUUUUAUCAAACAAAACUAUGCUACAUUUUAUCUCUGGGACCCUCAGGAUGACAAAUCAGAGCAAUAUUACUGAAUGUAAGUACAUUAUUUACCUUCAGAGGUGAAUGUAUCAAACCAAGUGCCGUGAUCAUUUUUUUGUUGUGCACUCAAACAAUAAAUUAUAUUUUUUUCACUGUAAUAGCUACUGUAAAUUGGACAGUGCAGUUAGAUUAACAAGAAUUUAAGCUUUCUGCACAUAUAAGACAUGUGUAUGUCCUGGAAAUGUUACUUACGUAAUUCUAGUCACAUUAGCAACAAUCGUCCCAGUAUAGGGACACCGAUCCCGUAGAGGAUAAAGGGACAAAUGUCAUGGGUUUCUUAUAAAUGGAUAUCUCUGUAAAUUACAGGAGCACACACAUGUGGUGUUUGUGUUCUCUUUAGAGACAAUGGUUAAUGUGAAUAAGCUACAACUGCCUUUUCUCAAAGUAAGGUAUGGAAAGUCCAACAGUGCUAUAGACCUAGCAUAAUUCUAUACAGCUGUCCAAAAAUGACAGACCUUUUCUGUACUUAGCUAGAGCACACCCAACAACAGCACUGAGCCAAUAGGAUGUUAACAUCUCAACCCUGUGUACCUUACAGUAACAUGGAAUCAUGUCAUGAAAUAAAAGCUCUACUCUGGAGAAUUUCAUAUCCAUUUGUUGAUAAAUAGAAAAGAUUCAAUCCAACUACUGCAUUACUACUAGACACUCUGGAUUUGCUUCCAGUUGAGAACUUGUGUAUAAGCAGGCAAUAGUUUUAAAUUCAUCUCAUUCACACCCCACAAUCUUUCCCCAAAUAUGUCACAGUUUAAUAAGGAUCGCAAUCCAUAAAAUGUUUUUAUUUUAUGUUCAUAUUACAACAUACAAAAACAAACUGUCAUUGCAAAAAGAUUGUUUCAAGGGACAAGAGUUUUACAAAAGAUAUAUAGAAAAAGUGAAAAAAUUUGAACAAUAUCAAAGCAAUUUAUUGUACAAAUGAAAAAAGGACAAAGGCACUGACAACUUAAAAGAAAUAAGAAAAAGUUCCCUUAUUUGUUAACACAUUAACAAGGUGUAUAAAAAGAGCAUUUGAUUGUGAAGGAUUAUGGUAUAGUCUACUUUUAAAUAGCCCACCAUAGAAUACAGUACUUUGAACACUAUGCUGAGAGAGAGGUAAAUGUCUGAGAGAAGGACAGUGCUGUGUGUGUGCGCAGUAGAAUUGCGCACACACACACACACACACGUACCUGGAACAUCUGUUGAUCCUAUGAUCACACGUAGAUGCUCACAGACACACACCCCAAAAUGCAUACUCUAGCAAAGAGAUACCAUGAAGACGGCUGGGGAGAAUGAUCAGAUAGGAAAAAGGAGAGACUCAAUGGGAGAAGUGCAACAGAAAUAAAGCACAGCAGGAAAGCAUAGGAGAUUCUCAUGCCUAACCUGAGGGGGGGAAAUGAUUUAAUGUCAUCAGUUCAUGUCAUAAGACUUAAGCAACAAAAUGUCAUGCAGCGACUUGUUUGUUUGUAAGAAAUAAAAAAAUAAAUUAAUUAAAAGAUGUGCCCUG